AGAAAAGUCAAAACGAAACAAAUUCAUCUUCCUCACUAGAACAACUCACCGAAAUUCGACAUGUCGGCCACGACCGCAGCCUCAAGCGCUGCGGUGCAAUCGCCGCAGAAAAUAUCCGUGCUCUUCGUCUGCUUGGGUAACAUUUGUCGAUCUACCAUGGCGGAAGGCGUCUUCCGUUCCAUCGUGAAAGACAAGUCCUCCCCUUACUACAACCUCAUUGACAAGGUAGACUCUUGUGGGACAGCUGGUUAUCAUUCCGGUGACGAACCCGACGAUCGAACUAUGUCUACACUCGAGGGGCACGGCAUCAUGGACUACACGCAUUCAGCACGCAGGCUCCGCGACAGCGACUUUAGGGACUUCGACUAUAUCUUCGCAAUGGAUGAUGCCAACCUAAGAGACAUCGAGAGACGUAGGGACGGAAGUAAGAAUUCGACCUCGUCUACGGCGCGAAUCAUGCUCUUCGGAGAGUUUUCGGGUACAAAUCGCAAAGAGGUGGUACAGGAUCCGUAUUACGUUGGCCGUAAUGCUUUUGAAAAAGCAUUCGAACAAUGCAAGCGAUUUUCGACCAAUUUCCUACAACAAAGAUUUCCGGAGAUUACAACAACGACGGCGUAAAUUAUGAUGAUACCCAAUAUUACUCGAAUAGACUAUAGAUCGGUUGAUAGAGGCUACUUAUGAACAUGAAUUCUAGUUUCAAAA
Hypoxylon trugodes is the source of this 702-nucleotide messenger RNA. Its product is annotated as phosphotyrosine protein phosphatases I. Gene Ontology annotation, biological process: protein dephosphorylation. Lineage: Eukaryota; Fungi; Ascomycota; Sordariomycetes; Xylariales; Hypoxylaceae. The transcript has 3 exons. The record is from RefSeq and is a predicted model, not a curated record. Gene Ontology annotation, molecular function: protein tyrosine phosphatase activity. The coding region runs from base 61 to 618 and encodes 185 amino acids.